AUGUUUUUCUUAAACCUUACCAAACAAUACUAUAAAAGCCGGGUGUUUUGUUCGUUUAUUUCAUUUGCUCUUUUGUUUUUCCAUGUUUUUCUUUUUGUUUCUGUUUUUCUCUUAAUUCUUUUUUUAUUUUUAGCAAAACAAAUAUUCUCUAAUUUAAACUUCUCUACAAACUUUUCUGCAAACAAAACAAUAAAAUGGCUGCUCCAAAUAUGUUUAGUUUAA
Meloidogyne enterolobii is the source of this 222-nucleotide messenger RNA. Lineage: Eukaryota; Metazoa; Nematoda; Chromadorea; Rhabditida; Meloidogynidae. The record is from the annotation of a GenBank genome assembly.